AUGCCCCGGAUUGAGGACCUACGCCAAGCGGCAUUUAAUGCCGAGAAGGACCUGAACUCGUAUCAGGCCAAGCAGGGCUUGGGCCGUAAAAGUGAUUCUGUACUCGAGUCCGGUGUCGAUGAAAUGGUGGACCAACGCUUCUCCGAAUCUAGAGGCGUCAAAUACGGCCCUGGUGCAACAGCAUCCGGUAGCGACCACCGUAAAGUUCCGGAGGAUGAGGGUGGUACUCGAGAUGAUCGCGGCAGACUUCCCACGGCGAAGCAUUUCCAGGGUCCUGGUGGCCCUGAGGAUAACAUCAAGGCUGAUUCGGAAAAUCGAACUGGAGAUCAAAACACUCUCAGCCUGCAGGACAUGAAGCACCGAGGGAUUGCGAAAUAA
Penicillium macrosclerotiorum is the source of this 378-nucleotide messenger RNA. RefSeq lists its product as uncharacterized. The transcript has 3 exons. The record is from RefSeq and is a predicted model, not a curated record. Lineage: Eukaryota; Fungi; Ascomycota; Eurotiomycetes; Eurotiales; Aspergillaceae. Bases 1 to 378 code for a protein of 125 amino acids.